Messenger RNA from Eptesicus fuscus (big brown bat), 1338 nucleotides. RefSeq names its product transcription initiation factor TFIID subunit 11-like. The record is from RefSeq and is a predicted model, not a curated record. NCBI's taxonomy places the organism in Eukaryota, Metazoa, Chordata, Mammalia, Chiroptera, Vespertilionidae. Bases 149 to 808 code for a protein of 219 amino acids. Gene Ontology annotation, cellular component: nucleus; transcription factor TFIID complex. The transcript is spliced from 2 exons. Gene Ontology annotation, molecular function: transcription coactivator activity; protein heterodimerization activity. Gene Ontology annotation, biological process: RNA polymerase II preinitiation complex assembly; transcription initiation at RNA polymerase II promoter.
GCAGAGCAGUGCUCCAGAGCAGGGCUGCUUCUCCUCUGGGCCUUUGCAGAAGGAAGGAUCCAGAGGCACAUUUCUGACCUGCUCCAGGUCACCGGUCCCUGACCAGGCGUCGCACCACCGGGCCCAGAGGCUUCCCGAGCCCGCCAGGAUGGAGAAGGGCAGAAAGCGUCCCAGGGACCACUGUGGCCACUCCACGCGUGUGCGCCACCGUCAGCCCCCUGUGGCCCCCGCGGGCUCCGGGGCUAGCGACACCCACGCCCUCCCGGGACACCGACCUGAGGAACUGAAGGAAGCCUCUGAACCCCAAGGCCAAGGCCAAGGCCCCAGCAGGCGCCUACAGGGCUCCAACCUCCAGGCAGGUGCGAGCAAAGAGUCCCCGUCUUCUCGGCCUGCAGCCCGAAGGCCAAGGCUGAAGGGACAAGCCGCCAAGGAGGAGAAGGAGGGGCAGUGGGUGCCCAAAGGGGACCCCGAGGAGGCCCUGAAGGUGCGAGUGCUGCUGGCUUCUUUUUCCGAGGAGCAGCUGACCCGGUACGAAGUGUACCGCAGGUCCGCCUUCCCCAGGGCAGCCUUGAAGCGUGUGGUCCAGAGCGCGGCGGGCGGCGCCCCGGUGGAGCACAAUGCGCUCAUCGCCAUGGCCGGGGUGGCCAAGGUCUUCGUCGGGGAGGUGGUGGAAGAGGCCCUGGACGUGUGCGAGAGCUGGGGGGAAAGGCCCCCCCUGCAGCCCAAGCAUCUCCGGGAGGCCGUGCGCAGGUUGAGCGCCAAGGGCAGAGUGCCCCGCGUCAAGCCCAGAAACGCCUUGUUCCCCUAGGCCGGAUGCCGGGGCCCAGCCUGGGUGCGCUGCAGCCCCUCCAUCUCCGUCCCUCCUUCCGCGGAUGGACCUUCCUCCCUGGACGGAUCACCUUCUCCUCCAAACUCCCCAGGCUGGGCCCCCACUCUUUGAAGGCACGCUGGCUGCCUGCCAGGUCCCUCCAGGCUGACUGGGGUCACCUCCUAGGGAAGGGGGGCGGGCACCUGGAGGCAGGGAACUCUCUGGCUAGGUGAGCCCAGCCUGGUCAACAAGGGUGCCUGCCAGGAAGGGUCCCGGCACCCACGGGGGCAACAGCGGCUGGCAAAGAGGACACAGCCUCCCUCCCGAGGUGGCGCCAUGCUCUCCCAGGGAACCCGCGAGCCAGAGGAGGCUGGGACUUGGGCGGCUUCUUCCCUUUGCUCCCGGGGACAUGAGAUCACCCGCACCUUCUCAGGGCUCACCCUCUGCCCUGAAGGAUGUGCGCAGAGCAGAAGUGAGCACCUCUGUGCUUGGGAGCCCUGACCUUAAAUCCGUGUUGUUGUUGUUUUCUU